Dentiscutata erythropus is the source of this 377-nucleotide messenger RNA. The record is from the annotation of a GenBank genome assembly. Lineage: Eukaryota; Fungi; Glomeromycota; Glomeromycetes; Diversisporales; Gigasporaceae.
UUAUUAUGUCCGUUAAAUUGUUCAUCGGUGGUUUGUCAUGGGGAACUGACGACCAUUCUCUUAGGACGAGGUUUGAAGAUUAUGGCAACGUUGAGGAUGCCGUUGUCAUUCGCGAUCGUGACACUGGUCGUAGCCGUGGUUUCGGUUUCGUAACUUUUUCAAAUGAUGAAGAAGCUGAAGCCGCGGUCCAAAAUAUGAAUGACCAAGAAUUCGACGGACGAACUAUUAAGGUUGACCGUGCUUCAGAACGUUCUUCGUCCUCCUCUUCACGAUCUGGUGUCGCGGAUAUAACAAUCGUUAUUAAAUCUCGUAAUACUCUUGAAUCAGAUAUUCAUCAUGCACAUGUGAUGUAUUAUUUGUUCACGAACACUAUCUAA